CACACUGGAAGAAGGGCGGAACAUAACAACACCAUAUCUGAAUACUGUCACAAGGCAGAAGCAACCCAACAUUCUUCAGUAUUUGUUUUUUACGUAGCCACAGAGCUUCCUCCCCUCUCAAUGCUGCUGUUCCGGGUUUCGGCAGUACGCCAGACGGUAACGAAAUGGGGACGGCGGUCACAGCGGGGAGACGGCCUCCUUCACCGUGCUCUCUCCUUCAGUUCCAGCCGCUGUAGUGGUGUCGGUUCAAGAGAAGGCAGUGCUCAGCCUGCGGAAUCAGCGUCUGUUCAGGGAUUGUACCGAGACACAGUGCUCCUUCCCCGGACUGAGUUCCCAAUGAAACUGACGGGACAGAAACUGCUGGACCGAGAGCUCGAGAUACAGCAGGAGUGUGGAUUUGCAGAUUUGUACUCCUGGCAGAGAGAGAGGAAGGUCAAGAAGGAGUUCUGUCUUCACGAUGGACCUCCAUAUGCCAAUGGAGACCCUCAUGUAGGACAUGCACUCAAUAAGAUCCUGAAAGAUAUCCGUAACCGUUUUGAGAUGCUGAGGGGACGACAGGUCCAUUACAUUCCAGGCUGGGACUGUCAUGGCCUGCCCAUUGAGCUGAAGGCUCUGGGGGAGUUGGGGACCAGCGGCCUCGACCCACUCCAGAUCCGACAGAAAGCACGGGCAUUUGCAGAUGGGGCCAUAGCCCGUCAGAAGGCUGCUUUCCAGCGCUGGGGUGUGAUGGCUGACUGGAAUCAGUGCUAUUACACCUAUGACGGGGCCUAUGAGGCUGCUCAGCUGAAAGUCUUCCAGGAGAUGCACAGCAAGGGGCUCAUCUACCAGGACUAUAAGCCAGUCUUCUGGUCUCCUUCAUCAAGAACAGCUCUAGCAGAGGCGGAGUUGGAGUACAACCCUGAGCAUGUGAGCAGAGCCAUCUAUGCUACAUUCCCCCUGAUCACAGUGCCACCUAAAAUAGCCAUAGAAGCAGCAGAUCUGGAAAGUGUCUCUGUGUUGGUGUGGACCACCCAGCCUUGGACCAUUCAUGCCAACCAGGCUGUCUGUUACAUGCCCAAUGCCCAGUAUUCUGUGGUGAAGAAGGCCAACACCUCUCAGUUGCUCUUAGUGGCUACUGAGCGCACAGCCAACGUGGCAGCACUGCUGGGCACAGAGCUGGAGAGUGUAGGCACCUUCAUGGGCUCCCAACUUGAAGGCGGGAUCUGCAGACAUCCCACAAUUCCUGACAAGGAAGUUCCACUAUUGCCAGCCAAUCAUGUGACUAUGGCAAAAGGAACAGGACUAGUCCACACAGCACCAGCUCAUGGCAUGGAGGAUUAUAGUGUGGCUUCACAAUUCAAACUGUCUGUUGAGUGUAUGGUGGAUGAGGAUGGCAAAUUUACCGAACUAGCUGGCCCUGAGCUACAGCAUCUGUAUGUGAUGAGAGAAGGGACAGAAAAAGUGAUUUCCAUGCUGAAGGAGUGUGGGGCACUGGUAAAGGAGGAGCGGUGUGUCCACAGUUACCCAUAUGACUGGAGGACAAAGCAGCCUGUUGUCAUUAGGCCCAGCAAACAGUGGUUUAUCAACAUGGUGUCACUUAAAGACAAAGCUAAGGAGGCGCUGCAGAAUGUUAGUAUUUUGCCAGAGUCAGCGCGGGGCAGCUUGCUAGCCAUGCUGGACAGACGGACCUACUGGUGCAUCUCCAGACAGCGAAGCUGGGGUGUCCCAAUCCCCGUCUUCUACCACAGAGACACUGGAGAAGCUCUAAUCAACAAACACACAAUUUCCCAUAUAGCAAAGCUCUUCAAAGAAAAGGGUAGUGACUGUUGGUGGGAGCUUCCUAUCGAGACUUUGCUGCCAGUAGACGUGCUCAAGAAGAGUAAAGCAGGUCCAGUGACUGACUACAUUCUUGGAGAAGAUGUCCUAGACAUCUGGUUUGACAGUGGAGCAUCAUGGGCUGCUGUACUAGAAGAGGAGAUAGAAGGGGACACUGAGGAGUCCGAGUCACAUCUCAGCUGGCUCCCUGCUCCACUUCGCAAACCUCUGGUCGCAGAGUCAGACUCCAGGGCAGAUGCAUACAUGGAAGGGAAGGACCAGAUUGGAGGCUGGUUUCAGUCCUCACUGCUCACCAGUGUAGCUGUCAGGAACAAGGCACCGUACAAGUCUCUGGUAGUUCAUGGCUUUGCUGUCAGUCAGAAAGGAGAGAAGAUGUCCAAAUCUCUGGGCAAUGUUGUGGAUCCUGAUGAAGUCAUUAAUGGAGGGAAGGACCCCAGUAUGCCAGCCUAUGGGGCAGAUGUGCUGCGUUGGUGGGUGGCAGAGUCAAAUAUCUUCUCUGAGGUUCAGAUCGGACCCACUGCGCUCAAUUCAGCCAGAGACAGCAUCAGCAAGCUGAGGAACACUCUGAGGUUCCUGCUUGGAAACCUGCAGGGAUUUGAUCCACAUGUGCAGGCUGUGGACCCCAAAGAGAUGCACUACAUUGAUCAGUACAUGUUGCACUUGCUUCACGAGUACAGCAUCAAGGUGACAGAUGCCUACAGUGAGUUUGAUGCUAGCAGGGUCAUCCGUGUCCUCCAAGCUUUUGUCACAAAAGAUCUCUCCAGCUUUUAUUUCAGCAUCAUCAAAGACAGGUUAUACUGUGAUCCAGUGGACUCUUUGGUCAGAAGAUCAUGUCAGACAGUUUUAGAGAAAAUUCUGGAUGGAGUGACCAGAUCCAUAGCUCCCAUUCUGCCACAUCUAGCUGAGGAGGUCUAUCUGCAUGCACCAGGACAUAACAAAGGAGAGACAUUAUUCAAGAGCGGCUGGAUCAAAAGCAGUUCUUUGUGGCGGCGACCAGGAUUGGAGGAGGCAGUGGAAGGGGCGUGUGCCAUCAGGGACUCCUUUCUGUCUUCCAUUUCAGGCAAAAAUGCAGCUCAGUAUGACCUCACCAUUGCCAUUGAACCCAGUUUGCUGUUUGAACUCAUGGAGUCUCUUCAAGAGGAACCCACCUCUACCUCCUCACAGCUGGCCGAGCUGAUGAUGGUAGCGCGGGUCAACCUGACCAAUGAGGUACCUCGCGACCUGCCACCGGAUGCCCUGCUUAGCCACGGUACCUUCCUCAUCAACCUGGAGGGCGGUGUUAUUCGUGAGGACAGUGCCUACAGUAUUGCAGUGGUGCCCACGUCUGCUGCCCAAUGUCCACGCUGCCGCCGCUUCACUGCAAAGUCAGAAGACUGCCUGUGCCUGCGCUGCCAGACUGUCAUUUCACAGGCUCACUGACAUUGUAUCACUGUAACGACCAGCAAACAUCACUUUGCCCAUUUUGUUUCCCUGCUUUGGGUGAAGGUGCUCUGCAGUUACUUCAGAUUUCACUCUUGUUAUGCACUUGCACCUCAAUAGAACAGCAGGUGUGAACUCUAGAGCCAGAAUAUCCAAGGUGGCCUCAGUCAAUUGGCUUGAAUGUGCUAGUUAUACAUUUGAUCUUGUACCACCGAGCAAUCUGAUACAGCAUAAGCAAGAUUGUUUACUGUGUAUAUAGUUGGAAAUUGAAGAUAUUGACUUGAUUUUCAGUGUAGAAAGGAUGCCAUUCAGAGGUCUUGUGUGUUUUUUUUUUUAAAUGUGUAAAUACAUGGGAAAGGAAUUCACUACCAUGAGUGUCACUGUGUGACAAGAGUAGCGAAUUUAUAUUGGGUGUGUUUAAGUUCUUCUGCCGUUGUGUAAUAAAUCCUGUUCAUUGUAAACUUUUCAAUAAAAUAAAUAAAAAUAAAUAAAACAUGUGAAAAAAAGUCUAAAUUAUGAUGAGAUGGAGUUCUAUGAACAUGUUAUGCGUGUCAGCAGAAGGGCGGAUUUUAUCAUAUGAAGACAUUUUCUAUUUAUCAAAUUGCCAAACAAGGGUUGCAAAAUAAAUGUAUUCGUGUUGAAUCUAAAUCAGUUUGUUGACAAGAAUAAGUCUUAUCUUUUACAAGCAUAUGUAUGGCUUCAAAAGCAAGAAUAUAUGAAUAAAAACCUUUGAUAUUC
Messenger RNA from Chelmon rostratus (copperband butterflyfish), 3972 nucleotides. It is a transcript of the gene iars2, whose product is annotated as isoleucyl-tRNA synthetase 2, mitochondrial. The transcript has 24 exons. Lineage: Eukaryota; Metazoa; Chordata; Actinopteri; Chaetodontiformes; Chaetodontidae. Gene Ontology annotation, molecular function: isoleucine-tRNA ligase activity; ATP binding; tRNA binding. Gene Ontology annotation, biological process: isoleucyl-tRNA aminoacylation. The record is from RefSeq and is a predicted model, not a curated record. Bases 121 to 3234 code for a protein of 1037 amino acids. Gene Ontology annotation, cellular component: cytosol.